This is a messenger RNA of Pseudoliparis swirei, 1895 nucleotides long. Its product is annotated as serine/arginine-rich splicing factor 11-like. Lineage: Eukaryota; Metazoa; Chordata; Actinopteri; Perciformes; Liparidae. The coding region runs from base 176 to 1486 and encodes 436 amino acids. The record is from RefSeq and is a predicted model, not a curated record. The transcript has 12 exons. Gene Ontology annotation, molecular function: RNA binding. Gene Ontology annotation, cellular component: nucleoplasm.
GGCGGCGGAAUGCUACAGCCUGUUGACGUAGUCGAUAGCUAGCUCCUGGCGUUACUCCGCCAAUUUACCUUCAAACGAGCUGCUUCCACAACGAGCGGACAACCGCGACUUGAAUCCAAGUGUAGUCGUUAACGGCGGGGCUUUCUGUGAAACCGGGGUUCAGUCGGGGGGUGAAAUGAACUACACCACCAAGGUGGUCCAGGUGACCAAUGUGUCGCCGAGCACAACGUCGGAGCAGAUGAGGACGCUGUUCGGCUUUUUGGGAACUAUCGAUGAACUGAAGUUAUUUCCACCGGAUGACUCUCAGGUGCCGGUGACGUCGCGGGUGUGCUUUGUGAAGUUCCACGAGCCAGAUUCCGUCGGCGUGUCCCAACAUCUGACCAACACCGUGUUUGUGGACAGAGCGUUGAUCGUGGUCCCGUUCGCCGAAGGCACUAUUCCCGACGAGGCGAAAGCUUUGUCGCUGUUGGCGCCGGCAAACGCUGUGGCGGGAAUUCUGCCGGGAGGAGGACUUCUUCCGACGCCCAACCCCAUGUCCAAUCAAGGGAUGGGAGGAAACCCCUUCGGCGUCCCCAACAUGGACGCCAUGGCUGCUUUCGGGUUCCCAGGAGCCAGCAUGAACCCACAGGCUGCUGACCAGCUGUUAAAGUUCAUGACGGAUCCAAAGCUGAACCCGUUGGCCGCCGGCUUGAACCUGAGCGCCAGCCUGAAGGCCGACGCCUCGAAUAAAGAAAUCGAAGAGGCCAUGAAGAGAGUCCGAGAGGCGCAGUCGCUCAUCUCCGCUGCCAUCGAACCCGGAACAGAUAAGGAAAGCAAAAAGAAGCGCUCCCGCAGCCGGUCCCGGUCCCACAGGAGGCGGUCCAGAUCACGCUCCAAACACAGGCGGACCACCCGGAGCCGCUCGCGGCGGCGAUCGACCUCCAGACCCAAGCGGCGCUCCAAAAGCCCUCGCCGGAGGCACACCGACUCCUCCAGAGACCAAAGCAGACGAUCCCCGAGCAGAUCCAGAGAUAGAAAGAAGGAAGACUCCGGGAGGAAGAGAUCCAAGACGCCGCCGAAAAGCUACAGCACAACGAGGAGGUCGCACAGCGGGGACCGGAGACGCAAGAGGAGUCGAACCCACAGCCGCUCUCCUCCCAAAAAGAGGACUCCGUCUCCUCGGAGACACAAGAAGGAGAAGAAGAGGGACAAGGACCGCAAGAGCGACCGAGUGCGCGAGGAGCCGGAGCGCUCGCCCGGCAAGAAGAAGAAAAACAAGGACAAGGAGCGCGAGAGGAAGUCCGACGGCGAGAAAGGAGACGUCAAGGUCACCAGGGAUUACGAUGCGGAGGAACAAGGCUAUGACAGCGGGAAGGAGAGGCGGGCCAGGAAGGAAGCUGACGACUCUGCUUUGUCUCCUCAGUCUGUAGAAGGUAACGGCACGAAGCAGGCCAACGUUAACGGGGACGACGAUCACCACGAAGAAGACAUGGACGUCAGCGAUUAAGGGCUCCGCCCCUCUUUUUUUUUUCAUUCGCCCUCCUCCGUUCUGUGUUGCGACUCUUUUCUUUCUCUUCUUCUUCUUCGAAUCUAAUAAUGUGACGCGAGCGUCGGUCGCAUCGAUGUCUCUCGCAGAAGAGUCGUGCGCUCUUCUCGCAGAGGGUCCGCCCGCCGCCGCACGUUUUCGUUUUGCCUCCGCCGACGUCGGCUCGCUUCGCUUUCCUUGAACUCGUGUCGUCGGCUUUCGUCCCUUUUUUUCCACAUAUUGUAUCUUUUACAUUUUGUUUUGUGUCGUGGUGUGUUGUUCAGGCCACCCCUCCCCCCCCGGAACAGCUCGACACAUGUUUCUUGUUAUUUGAAAGUGUUGAUUGUUUUAUCAGAUUUCUUUUAUAAUAAAGCCUAUUUGGGAGAAACGA